AUGGUGAAACCGAAUGAGACGAGAGUUGCUGAAGUUGUGAAAGCUGAGGAUGACUCUACUAAAGGGAACAAAUUCUUAAAGAACAGUAGAUAUGAAUUGGAAGUUCAUAUACAUAACCAAGAUAUAGGAACACAUACGAAACCUCCGGAAUCUCUGAUCCUGUACUCAGACACAACCUCUUUAAGUGCAAUAGCAGAGGAUCGUUUCUUUGCAGAACAGGAAUCAUUAAAGACGUCUUCACCCAUUCAAGAGGACCUACAAACCAACAUUAAUCCGGCUAAGAACAAGGUUCUAAAGGUAUUUGAAACUUCUACGACGGAAUUCACGAAAACUGACAUCGCCUACACUGAUACGUCUGCUGCCACAGUGCCAGAACUUGUCAUUACAGAGCCUCCAACAGAAGUAUAUACAAAACCGCAUCUAGUUGCCAAUGCGGAGUACUACGAUCUCGUCAAGCCCAAUCCCGAGACCCCAAGGAAGCGGCCCCAUGAGUACUGGUGGGGAUGGUACGUCAACUUUUUAAUCCAUUUUUCUGUCUUCUAA
Hydatigera taeniaeformis is the source of this 543-nucleotide messenger RNA. Lineage: Eukaryota; Metazoa; Platyhelminthes; Cestoda; Cyclophyllidea; Taeniidae. The record is from the annotation of a GenBank genome assembly.